This is a messenger RNA of Engraulis encrasicolus (European anchovy), 2126 nucleotides long. It is a transcript of the gene mcmbp, whose product is annotated as minichromosome maintenance complex binding protein. Lineage: Eukaryota; Metazoa; Chordata; Actinopteri; Clupeiformes; Engraulidae. The transcript is spliced from 16 exons. The record is from RefSeq and is a predicted model, not a curated record. Gene Ontology annotation, molecular function: chromatin binding. Gene Ontology annotation, biological process: DNA-templated DNA replication. The coding region runs from base 111 to 2009 and encodes 632 amino acids.
AAUUUUCCCGCCACGACGAACAGAGUGGGGUAACGUGACUCGAAAUCAACUGAGUGAGCUGCGCCUCUGUGUUUGUGAAAUAAAUUCUUUUAAACAUUGUGAUCAGCACAAUGCCUUCUGCACAGGAUUGGAUUAAUAAUCCUUUGGGCGUCGUCGAGGGGAUAUUCGAACAGAACAAUUCUAAUCCAGAAUGGGAUAAAAAGGUGGUGGACUUCUUCAAAGAGAAAUUGGCAGAGAAAGAAGCCCAAUCAUGGGUUCCCUCACUGAACGACGUCCAGCCCCAUUACCUGAAGCCCAACAGUCUCGUGAAGUUCCGAUGCAUGGUGCAAGACAUGUUCGAUCCGGAAUUCUACAUGGGAGUCUAUGAAGUUGUGGACCAAACAACCAAGUCAAAAAAUUUGAAAUGUGGGAAGUACAAGGAUGUCACAGAAUGUGUUCAGGUGGACUUCCAUUCCAGAAACAAUCUCCCAUCUGAAAGACAGACCUUCUAUUGUGUACCAGUCCCCGGAGAAUCACCAUGGGUCAAAGAGUGUUAUGCCAGAUCUAGCCAAGCUCGGGUCAUCCCCUCCACAUCUUACACCCCUAACCGUCAGAAACGGAGCUACGACGAGGACGAUGACAUGGACACACAGUCACAAAGGCCGGGGGACACAAACUCCGGUCGUAAAGGCUCUGCUGACUCCCGCAGCAAUGGAGACUGCAAGCGGCAAGAGACGGAAGCCCCCUCCAGCAGUGGCAGCAGCAGUGCUUCCACCCCCAGCUGUGCCUCCCCUCUGGACCUCUACUACCCCUUACCGGGGGAGCAGGGCCCAGCCUGCCUGGUCAAGGUGUACGAGGAGUGGGAAAGCUUCAAACUCAACGACACGCUGGAGGUGUAUGGCAUCCUUUCUGUUGAUCCAGCACUGAGCGGAGUGGGGGAAGAGAAGGAAGUCUCCUCUCUGCUGGACCCUGAGGAGUCCAUGGAGACCGCAGAGGAGCAGCGGGCGCACAGCCCCCCUCCCUCCCUCGUCCCCCGCCUCCACAUGCUGCACGCCGUGCCCCUGAAGCACAACAACCCACUGCUGCCACCUGCUGCCUCGGAGGAAGUUGCGGCUGGUGUUCUGAGUGAGCUGGGUGCCACCAGGUCGGAGCUGCUGGCCUUCCUCACACACGUCCUCCUGGGAGACGCCCUGGCCGCAGAGUACCUACUCCUCCACCUCAUCUCCAACGUGUAUGCCAGGCGGGAUAUUCUCCCGCUGGGCAAGUUUGCCCUGAACCUGAGCGGAUGUCCCCAGACCUCCCCGUACACAGAGCACCUCCACCGCAUCAUUCAACAGCUCGUUCCAGCGUCCUACCGGCUGCCGAUGAGCCUCCAGAACAUGAACAGCAUGCGCAUGGUGCCGCGUAAGGACCACGUGGCCAACCGGCUGGUGAGCGGCGCCCUGCAGCUGGCCGGCAACACCUCGCUCUUCCUGGACGAGACCCAGCUGGAGCAGGGACAACUGGACACCGCAGGUGUGCGGAACAUCACUGCGCUGGGCAACCUGAUCUCCUGGCAGAAGGUUGAUUACGACUUCAACUACCACCAGAUGGAAUUCCCCUGCAAUAUUAACGUGCUGGUCGCCUCCGAAGGACGCUCGCUACUGCCGUCUGACUGCCAGGUGCAGCUGCAGCCCCAGGUGUCGCCCCCCAGUGUCGAGGAGUACCUGAGUGGGGUGCAGGCGGCCCUGGCCCCCUCCCAGAUCAACAAGUUCCGCCUCUACCUCACCGUGGCCCGGACGCUGGAGUACAGCAUCACCGAGGAGGUCACUAAGGCAGUGGAAGAGGAUUUCGUCGAGAUGCGUAAAGAUGACCCCCAGAGCAUGACUGCAGAGGAUUUGCACAGAAUGUUGGUCGUUUCCAGGUUGCUGUCCAUUAGUUUGGGCCAGACUACACUCCCCACAGACGUCUGGAUGAAGACUAAACACAUGGAGCUUUUGCGCAUGAGCAGAAUACAGCAACAGAAAUCUGUGAAUGGCCAUGAACCCUAGAGACCAGCAUCCUGAUCCCCCUCCUGUCUUAUAAAUACUUUUUUGUUGUUCCAUGAAACCUUUUGCUAAUGAAAUUGUUCUGAACCGAUGAUAAUAAAAUGUAUUCAUGUUUAGUAA